UCUGUGUCGGCGCGCGUACACGUAUACAAUUCUUGCACACAGCGGCCUCGCGGUCACCGGUGUGGGAGCGAAAACCUAUGGUGGUGACUCGUUUCUCUCUCUCUCUCUCUCUCUCUCUCUCUCUCUCUCUCUCUCUCUCUCUCUCUCUCUCUCUUUCGCUCUCUCGCUCGAGCCGAUGGAAGGAGAAGCGCGCUGGACACAACGAUAAGUGCUUUUAGUUGUGGACCGCACGCGAGAGCGUAAGCAUGUCGCUCGGAAGGAGGAUGCGGGGGUGCAACCUCGUGUUGCUGCUCGCGAUCGCGAUCGUGACCGUUUGCUCGCUCGCCGAUGCUCUCGCCGUCGGCGGCUGGAAGCGUCGCGAAGACAAAACCAAGUGUCCAAAAGUCAAGGGCAUUCGAAACUUCGAUAUCUCCCAGUUCCUCGGCGUCUGGUACAUAGUCCAAUACUACGCCAGCUCGGAGGAGGCCAUAUCCUACAGAUGCAUGCGUGCGGAGAUGUCAGUGCUGCCGGAAAAUGACGAGGUGACCAUGAACUUUACGUACAGCUUUACGGAUGACCCGCUUAACGAGCAGCUCGUCGGUAACAUCACCUGGAAGAUUCCAUCCCCGGAAUUACCGGCCCACUGGAUGCACGCCGAGCUUCCCUACGAGGGAGUAUACAAUACCUAUGUGCUGGACUCGGACUACAAAUCGUGGGCGUUACUCAUGCAUUGCGCCGAGAAAAGCAAGAGUCCGCGCUAUCUCUCCAGCUUUAUUAUGAGCCGAGAGGCCAGCCUCGGCAAUAACGUCAUUUCUUAUCUGCGGGAGAAACUUCCUAGAUACGACAUCGACUUGGAGUACAUGUUUCCGAUGGACCAGACCAAUUGCACGAUGAUAGAUCCUUACGCCAAUUCCUUUGUUCCUCCGACGAUCGUGGCCGCCAAGAGGAACUAUAUGCAACGAAGGCAUCCCCUCAAACGAAAACAUAAACGAGGCUGACGCAUUGUCUCAUCGCAAACCACUCACGACUGACUGCAACGAUAUGAUCCCCGAGGGCUGUGUACAUUUAAUUAUUUCUUUUUUGUAUUCAACGACGCGAGCUUGAAUCUCUCUUUAUACUUACUCCCUGUCUCCUGUUAUAUUGUUACCUGUGUGCAUGCGUGAUGAUUAAAAAAAUCUUCUACACAAAGAAGGUCGUCGAAUAAAAGCGAGACUAUUUAA
Messenger RNA from Nasonia vitripennis (jewel wasp), 1199 nucleotides. It is a transcript of the gene Karl, whose product is annotated as apolipoprotein D. The transcript has 4 exons. NCBI's taxonomy places the organism in Eukaryota, Metazoa, Arthropoda, Insecta, Hymenoptera, Pteromalidae. The coding region runs from base 246 to 977 and encodes 243 amino acids. The record is from RefSeq and is a predicted model, not a curated record.